AUGGGUGACAUGGAACCCGAUCUAAAAGGCUCGGCAUGCGCUAUGCAUGAUGACCAAGUCUACUUCGCCAAUGACGCCAAAGUCAAGGAUGCGGAUUCUAGAUUUGUUUUAGAUGCUGAUAUUUUCGAGCAGCAAGCUCGUCUUUCAGCCGUCCAAGAUUCCGAACAAGCGAGCAUCAACACAAUACCUCCUGAAUUAAUUGAUAAGAUUAUGGGCCACCUUACGCCAUGCAUGCGUGCUUGUCUUGGGGUUACUUGCAGAAGAAUGUACAAAACAUUCAAAUAUGUUCAUCCGGAGUUAGUCAACCUAGCUGAAAGACCAGUUAUGGGCGCAGCAUUGAUCAACGAAGUGUGUCUCUCAAGUCUUAUUGAAAUCUGGAUGGGACCUCAAUACCGACGUGGAGUCAUGAUUCCCCAACACUAUCUUCUCCGAACUGUGUAUGGGGACUUACCGCGUAGUCAAAAGGAACGCGACUUAGAAGGCAAAUAUCUUGAUUAUUGGCGAUCCCGUACUGGAAAAGCUUUUGUUCACGGCAAGAAGAGAUCGUUGAUGUGUUUCUUUGUGUAUAGAUUACCAUUACCAAGCCCAUUCAAUAGAGGAGACAUGUGGGAAGAUGAGGCGGUUGCGGUUAUCGAACAGAACCUAAUUAAUUGUUUUUCCACUCGAACCUGGACCAGCCAUUGGGAGAAUUUCUGGAUUUGGCGAAAGCAUUCGACGCAUUUUGCGCAUAUUGGAACCUUGAGAUCUGAGAGGCAGGCGGAGAUAAUAUUAUCUGAUGGGUACUUUACGGAUUGGAUUGAUAUGGUCGGGUUUUGA
This is a messenger RNA of Sclerotinia borealis F-4128, 816 nucleotides long. Lineage: Eukaryota; Fungi; Ascomycota; Leotiomycetes; Helotiales; Sclerotiniaceae. The record is from the annotation of a GenBank genome assembly.